This is a messenger RNA of Corylus avellana, 765 nucleotides long. Its product is annotated as protein translation factor SUI1 homolog 1. The record is from RefSeq and is a predicted model, not a curated record. Gene Ontology annotation, molecular function: translation initiation factor activity. NCBI's taxonomy places the organism in Eukaryota, Viridiplantae, Streptophyta, Magnoliopsida, Fagales, Betulaceae. Gene Ontology annotation, biological process: translational initiation.
UCUGUACUAUAUAAAUCUCUCUCACCCAACGUUUUUUCUUAUCUCUCUCUCUUUUUUUCUAGCUUGCUUUGUCGCUCAGAGACUCCUCCUAUUCACCGCCUUCGUAUCUGUUUUGAGCAAUUUCUGACAAAAAACAAAGGAUAUCCUUGGUUACUCUUCUACUUCCAUCAGCCAAGUUUCAUGUCUGAACUCGACUCUCAGAUUCCUACUGCUUUUGAUCCCUUUGCUGAGGCAAAUGCUGAGGACUCUGGUGCUGGGACAAAAGAGUAUGUUCAUGUGCGUGUACAGCAGCGUAAUGGGAGGAAAAGCUUGACUACUGUGCAGGGUUUGAAGAAGGAAUACAGCUAUAACAAGAUUCUAAAGGACCUUAAGAAAGAGUUCUGCUGUAAUGGUACUGUUGUCCAGGAUCCUGAGCUAGGCCAGGUUAUACAACUUCAGGGAGAUCAAAGGAAGAAUGUUUCCACCUUCCUUGUUCAGGCUGGCAUUGUGAAGAAGGAACAUAUCAAGAUUCAUGGUUUUUGAUAGCUGCAGCCUGCAGACCCAUUGCCGUAUGUAGUUUACACCAUCCUCAACACGCAGUAGCGAAUAGUCUGUGAUCUGAACUUUUAGAACGUAGCCAUACUGCAUGUUAUUCUGGUAUAUGUACCUUCAAAUAUAAUAUUUGUGUCUUCUGUGUUAGUUUGCUAGUUCUGCUACUCGCUGUGUUAUGUUGGAGGAUUAUGGAUUUUAACAUUAUCUAUGAUAAAAAUAAUGUCCUGUUUUAUA